This is a messenger RNA of Scophthalmus maximus (turbot), 3417 nucleotides long. RefSeq names its product sodium-dependent phosphate transport protein 2B-like. The transcript is spliced from 13 exons. Lineage: Eukaryota; Metazoa; Chordata; Actinopteri; Pleuronectiformes; Scophthalmidae. Gene Ontology annotation, biological process: intracellular phosphate ion homeostasis; sodium-dependent phosphate transport. The record is from RefSeq and is a predicted model, not a curated record. The coding region runs from base 165 to 2114 and encodes 649 amino acids. Gene Ontology annotation, molecular function: sodium:phosphate symporter activity. Gene Ontology annotation, cellular component: vesicle; apical plasma membrane; brush border.
UGACCCGUCUCCCCUGCAACCCUUCCACCCUUCCACUCCCACCUUUCCACUACCUGCGUAGAGGGAGCAUUUCUCAACCUGAGGCACAGGUGAGCUCACCACACAGAGCAUGGAUUCACUGCGCCUGCCGCAGCCAAUGGACCCAGAGAAGGAGGAAGGCCUCGAUGAGAGACAUGGAAAUAAAAGCAAAGGUAUUAUAUGAAAUACAGGAGAAUGAACAGAUGAAUUCAGGGGUUCAAGCGAGUCCUGUACAUUCCUCUGUGGCUUUGGUUGAGGAGGAAACGGACGAGGCAGACCCUUGGAACCUGCCCGAGCUGAAGGACACCGGUGUCCCAUGGUCAGCUCUGGAUACCAAAGGGAAGGUGCUCAGAGUGCUGGUGUCAAUAGGCAAAUUGGUCCUGCUGCUGGGUUUCCUCUACAUGUUCAUCUGCUCCCUCGACCUACUCAGCUCAGCUUUCCAGCUUGUUGGAGGUAAAACGGCAGGUGACAUCUUCCAAGACAACUCAGUAUUGUCCAACCCACUGGCUGGACUGGUCAUUGGUGUUCUGGUCACUCUGCUGGUGCAGAGCUCAUCCACUUCCUCCUCUAUAGUUGUCAGCAUGGUCUCGUCUGGAUUGCUAACUGUCCAGCUGGCUGUACCUAUCAUAAUGGGUACCAACAUUGGGACCUCUGUCACCAACACACUGGUCGCAAUGACACAGGCUGGUGACCGCAGCACAUUUCGGAGGGCUUUUGCAGGGGCCACAGUGCAUGACUUCUUCAACUGGCUGUCCGUGUUGGUGCUGCUGCCGCUGGAGGUGGCCACUGGUUAUUUGUACAUGGUCACUAAGCAUAUCAUCGACUCCUUUAACAUCCAGAGUGGCGAGGCCCCAGACCUGUUGAAUGUGAUCACUGAUGUCCUCACAGAGUCAGUCAUAGAGUUGGAUGAGACUGUCCUUGGUGGGAUUGCCACUGGUGACCCUGCAGCCAGGAAUAAGAGUCUCAUCAGGAAAUGGUGCCAAUCUUUCACCAACACGACUUUAAUGAACGUUACAGUUCCUGGUCCAGAGAGCUGCACCUCUCCUUCUCUCUGCUGGGACGAUGGCAACUACACCUUCACACUGAAGAACAUUUCUGAAACAUAUAAUAUCCAGAAAUGUAAACACCUCUUUGUGGAUGUCGAUCUUCCUGACCUGGCGGUGGGUCUGAUCCUGCUGGCCCUCUCCCUGCUGGUGCUCUGCUCCUGCCUGAUCCUCAUCGUAAAGCUGCUCAACUCUAUGCUGAAGGGACAGGUGGCUGCAGUCAUCAAGACAAUCCUCAACCAUGAUUUCCCGUUUCCAUUUGGUUGGGUCACUGGCUACAUUGCCAUUUUAGUUGGAGCUGGAAUGACCUUCAUCGUGCAGAGCAGUUCAGUUUUCACUUCUGCAAUUACCCCACUUGUUGGUAUUGGUGUCAUUAGCAUAGAGAGAGCAUACCCACUGUCUCUGGGUUCAAAUAUUGGCACAACCACCACAGCCAUCCUGGCAGCCAUGGCUAGUCCUGGAGACACGCUAGCUAACGCUCUACAGAUUGCCCUUGUCCACUUCCUGUUCAACAUCUCUGGCAUCCUUCUCUGGUAUCCAAUCCCCGUCACCCGCCUCCCCAUCCGGCUGGCUAAAGGUCUGGGCAACAUCACCGCCACCUACCGCUGGUUUGCUGCUGUCUACAUCAUCUGCUGCUUUUUCCUUUUGCCACUCUUUGUCUUCAGCCUGUCAUUGGCUGGCUGGCAGGUGCUGGUAGGUGUGGGUGCACCUCUGCUCAUAAUAUUGAUCAUCAUCAUAGUGAUCAACAUGUUGCAGAAAUGUAAACCUGGGUGUUUGCCUGCAAAACUGAGAUCCUGGGAUUUCCUCCCUCUCUGGGCCCAUUCCCUGGCUCCCUGGGAUGGAGUGGUUGGUGUGAUUAACUCCAAGUGUUGUUGCUGCUGCAAAUGCUGCCAAGUUGCUGCUGAGGACCCAGAACACCAAGAGAAAGAGUCUGUGGAAAAUAACAAGAAGACACACACAGAGGUGUAUGAUAACCCUGCAAUGAGUGCGGAAAAAGAGGUAGAAAAUGAGAUAAAGAUAGAGCUAAACAUUUUGAAAAUGACCCGGCUGUGAGAUCUUAUUUAUAAUGUAUUUGUGUUUGAUGAUUUGGGCAUGAUGCCAAGAAGCAUAUUGCCCAUGGCACAAGAACCAAAAACAUUCAGGAUCAAUUUCCAUAAAAAUGUAUUCAUUACUUUGAGUAUAUCUGUUUUUUGAAAGAUGAGAAAUGGUUGUAUAAGGAUAUUUAACUGUCAGGUAAAGAAAAUGACACAGGCAGGAAAAUCUUCCGACUGUAUCUUCCAACUGAAAUUGCCUUAAAAGGCUAAGGAGGCAAUGGUCUGUGUAUACUUUUUCGAUAUUUAUUUGGACAGUCACUACCUCACAAAACCAACGUCAAGAUCUCUACCGGGUGCGCAUGUGCAAUUUCACCAUGGAUCUCAAACUUGAGCAGAGGGCAAACGUCAAACUCUGUGUCAAACUUGUGUUGAGGAUCACCAGAUCUCAUUUGCCACCAUCAGGUCAAAUUUUUUUAACUGUCUGCUACUGUGGUUUAAAACCAGCUUCAGCUGUACUUGGUGAUUAGUGCUGAUAAGUAAAUGGUAGCAUGCUAAUAUUCGUGUUGACUCUUAGUAGUGUUUGACAACAGUGGAAGUCUAUUCCAGGGAGGACUAUUCAGGCUUUGGCUACAAAGUCAAUACUUGUUAGUAGCAUUAAUUAAUUGGUUGGUUUUCAUAUUUCAAUGGGAUUUGAAGACAACAAGAACAAUUUUGAAUAUUAUCAGACUUAUCCUGUAAUUGUAUCUAACUGUAUCACUAAUAGGCCACAAAUCAUUGACUCUUAGACAGCCUAAAAGGACAAAUUGCAGUUUUGAAAGAAAUUCAACAUGGUUCUUAAAUUUGAUAUUCCAAUAAAAAGUAUUGAAAUUAUAAAAUAUGUGUUAGGUUGGAUCAUAAUCUAUGCUCUUAAAAUGGGAAAACACCUGAAGGUGCCAUGGACUUUGUGUACUAGCAUACUGUAGAUAUAGUCAUGAUCGGAUCAGCACAAAACCUUCGUGGCAGAGCACUGUUUUGAUGUGAUUGUUUUCAUAUGUUUCAAACUCAGUUUUCAUGUUUUGUAUUUUUACAGAGAAAAAAACAGUUCUUCUUUUACAGUGUAUACGACACAUUGAGAUCCUUGACACAUCGUUUUAAGGUGUAAAAAUUAUUUUAUAAUCGAGAUGGAUAAUUGUAUUCAAGGAAUAUGGAAUAAUAGUUUGUAAUUAGAUGGAUGGGCAUCUAACUUCUUAAUGUUUUUAUCACACAAUGUAUUUUUUGACUUGUAUAUUUUUUCCCAUAAUAGCAAUAUGAAAUUAAAAAAAUAAAGGAUUUAUGAACCCUAA